Messenger RNA from Rattus norvegicus (Norway rat), 6410 nucleotides. The record is from RefSeq and is a predicted model, not a curated record. NCBI's taxonomy places the organism in Eukaryota, Metazoa, Chordata, Mammalia, Rodentia, Muridae.
UCGGCGCCUGGCUGGGGGUCCGAGUACAGAACUACAUUUCCCAGUGUGCAGCGGGCUGUGGGAAGGCGCUUUUGGCAGCCGCCUGGACUAGGGAGUCGCCGCUGUCGCUGUCGCCGUCGCUGUUGCUGCGGAGGGCGCAGACCUGGUGAUGUUUCCAGUCUUUGGCUACUGUAUCCCAGCACAGGAUGCUGCUUUGUACUACCAGUGCCCACAAGCUUGAGACUGUUUAUGACCAUAAGUUUCCAAAGAUGUCUAUCAAAGAAUCUUGUGGAAAGGAAGAAAAGUCUCAGAAAAAACAGACUACCUCUUCACCAACUUUUGAUGAAGACAAGAAAGAGGGAGAAAUCUCAGCAGGUUCUACUAGUUCAGAACACUGUGUUAAGCCUGUUUCAACCAAGAAGAGAAAACUGAAACCAGAUGAUACAGACAUUGUAUACUAUAAUACAAACAGAAAACACAGUAUGAAAAGAUUAAAUGUAGAAGUUGGCCUGCCUAAAAAGAGACCAAAAUUCAGUUCUUCGACCCAAGUAGCAUCAUAUUUAAACAGUAACCAAAUUACUUUACACAGUAGUUCAUCAGAUGGAGCUAAAGAUACUAAACUUAAAGAUUGUAAAUUGACAAAUAUUGGAAGUAAGCUUGAUUAUGAAAUAAAAAGCCGUAGUCUUAUUAAAAUUACCAAAGAUAUGAAAUCUAAAGCUGAAGACCAGACAAAGGAAAAGAAUUGGCCUUCUUUACUUAUUCAGAAGAAGAUGAAGGAGCUCAAGAAAGAAAAAAACAAUAAAGACAGUUCUGAAGAAUUGGAGAAAUGCACGAAAAACCAACCUCCUCAGAAUUAUAAUUUCAGCAAUAUAAUCAAGGAACCACUUGAAUCAGGAAGAAAGAAGAUCAGCUUCAAAAUUCCAAAAAAAUCCUCUAGUGCCCUCCAGAAGCUUGCAGAAGAAAACAUCUUUAGUGUGGAUUCCAGUAAGUCAAAGAGUAAGCAGGAGGGGAAGGAACACUUGCAGAGUCACCGGGUGUCAUUAAGUCUGGAGAGGCACAAAACUGAAAACUUGUUUUCAGAGUCUACACAUAAGCACACUGUUUGUGAGAGGAGAAGAGAGUACCAUCUCGAGCACCAAGAAACAAAUGGUUCAGAUUCUAAGGAAAACUGUGCCCAGAGUUUUGAAACACCAUGCUCUUCAGUGUCAUCUGAGACUAUCCAAGAUACAGAUGAAGAGAUGCAGAUAGUGGAAGAGCUUCAUGCUGCACGCGUGGGGAAAAGUGUGGACUUACCUGCAGGUCCACCAUCUGGGGAGCUAAUGAGUAUGGAAAUUGACUUGGUGGAGGAUGAUGUACAUUCUUCUGCUGAUAUACUCUCAAAUACUGCCUCAGACAAAAAGCUUCUAAUUGUUAUUGACACAAAUAUUCUGAUGAAUCAUCUCAAAUUUGUUAGAAUUUUGAAGACGACAGAAAUACCAGGAUUUGACACACUUGUGUUAAUAAUUCCCUGGGUGGUUAUGCAAGAGCUCGAUCGUAUGAAGGCAGGAAAAUUACUAAAACAUGUCCAGCAUAAAGCUGUACCUGCAAUUCAUUUUAUCAACGACAGCCUCAAAAGUCAAGAUAGAAAGCUAUGGGGUCAGUCAUUACAGCUGGCCUCCCAAAAACUUUAUGGAUUGAGUGAUGAGAACAAUGAUGAUCGAGUAUUAAAGUGCUGUCUUCAGUACCAGGAAUUAUUCCCAUGUUCUCUUGUUAUUCUGUGCACGGAUGAUAGAAAUUUAAGAAGUAAAGGCCUAAUAAGUGGUGUAAAAUCACUCAGUAAAGAAGAGCUGGAUACAGAGAUAUUAAAUUUAACUCUGAACACAGAUUUGUGUCAUCAGCCUUAUAUUUCUAAGCAACAGUUGAAAGCAGAAGUACCACCUACAGAAGAGACUUCUAAGGAAGAAUCUACAAAUUCUGGACUGUCCAUUCUACUUGAACGCAUUAUAUGUGACCUUGAAAAAUGUCUCGGAACAGCUUUAUCUUCAAUAUUAGAAACAGAAAUGAAAAUUGCUUUUGGAAAUCUUUGGAUGGAGGUGCUGUAUUUGAAACCACCAUGGACUCUAAUAAAUCUAUUACAGUGCUUUAAAAAGCAUUGGCUGGCUGUAUUUGGAUUAGUUAUGGAAAAUAACUUGCUUGUAACUAUUGAGAGCCUAUAUGACAAUCUCUCCAAAGCAAAUAAAGCAGUGGAUUUUACAACAGUGAAAUUCUUGCUUCAGGAUUCUAAAAGUUUGUUACAUGCCUUCAGUACAAGGUCAAAUUAUGAUGGAAUUCUUCCCCAGACCUUUGCUCAAGUAAACAAACUACUACAAGUACUCGCAGAGGUCAAGACAAAACUUAAGCCAAACUCUUCAGAAAGCACAAUGAGUAAAAAGCAGGAAGACACUUUGAUGAAGCUUCAUAACCAAGAAGUCACUGUUUUCUUGGAUUCUCAUCCUCCCCAGUUCACCAGGCAUCAAGAAAUCUGGUCUGUCCUGGAGAACGUUUGGACUUCAAUAUAUCAGAACAGCACAGAUGUAUUUCAAACACUGGACUCAAGUUCAACCCUGACAACUUCAAAAAUAGCAUCAUUUGAAGAAGCUUUUAUAUAUCUUCAAAAGUUAAUGGUGGCUGUGAAGGAUAUUCUUGAAGGAAUUCAAAGUCUCUCUAUUCAACCUUGGAUGGUCAGGUGUGGACCUGCCUAUCUCUGCCUCCUGAGUGCUGGGAUUGAAGGUGUGUGUCACUGCACCUAACAGGUGGUUGGCUUUUAGAUUUACCUUUCUUUCCUGUAGAUAAUAUGGAUUUCUAGUUUAGAACACAAAAUGUUUCUACCUUUUCCUUUUAUAGGGAAAGAAAAUAUUAGAUACUCACUUCCUGAGUUUUUAUUUUAUAUUACAGCUUCUGGGACAGUACCAGGCACAUUUGAGCACAUUGGCCCACGGAAGAAAUAUGCUAAUUAUCACUGCUCCUCUAAAACAAAUAUAUUUAAUUUAUAACAGAAUUUAAUUCCUCGGAUACAGUUUUACAACAAACUGAAAUACACUGUGAGAGACAAUCUGGUCUUAUUGUUGAGAUUUUUAUACAUGUGUGAUUUAAAUAUUUGUUAUAUUUAGGAAAUGAUAGUUUUUCCUUUCAUGGCUUCUUAAAAUUCAUCCCAUUAUUAAUAUUUAAAGGGUAUUUUAUCUCAUUUUGGACCAUAGUUUGUCUAAAUGGUUUUUAGGAUAAACAGUUAUCAAAGUCUUGCCAAUAUUAAGUUAAUAGUGAAUUAAAAUAUGGUAGAUCCUUACAUGAGCCAAAUACUGUCUUUAUGUGCAAUAAAUCCUUUAACUUCAAGUAAUAAGAAUAAUAAAUACUAAAGUGACUAUUGCUCACUUGGGUGUAUAAAACCAUGCUUUACAACACCUUGUAGAAAGCAAGGAUCUAAAUUUGUCUUCAAUCACUUGACAUUCCUGAGCCCCAGCUGGAGUUGAUGUCAUACGAGGUACCAGGGACUGAAGAUAAAGGCAGUGCAGCCUCUGACUCCAACAUGGACACAGUCACGUGAAAGAUGCAGCAGUGGCUGGGAUGGGGUUGGGGGUGGGGUGCACGCCAUUAAUCCUAGCAGUCGGGAGGCAGAGGCAGACGGAUCUCUGAGUUCCAGGACAGCCAUAGCCACACAGAAAAAUCCUGUCUCAUAACACCAACACUACCUUUAUCACCAACACCACCAACACCACCACCACCACUACCACCACCACCAAAAGAUGCAGUAGUACCCUCUUAUGUGCUGGAUGUGCAUCUCAAUAUUGCUAGAGCAUUCCUGAAAGCACAAAUAACUGAGUGCCACACUUAUUGUGUCUUUUUAUAUAUAAUCAGUAAUGAAAUUUAAUUUAAAAAUUAAGCAUAUGUAAGAGUUUCUUGACAGUGUUUCUGAUCAAAAAAGCUUUGGAAAUAUUGCAUGGUAUGUAUGUUACCUCUUGAAAUCAUUUUACAUCCACUAGCAUAUUAAUUGCUUUAUAAACUUAAGCUGUGGAUUGUUUUAAAGUAAUGCUAGUAUUUGAGAGGCUGGGUCAAAAGAAUUUCAAGUUCGAGAUGACAUUGGGAUACAUCAUGACUUUAAGACCAGCAUGAGCUAUGUCAAGAGAUGCUGUCUCAAGGGAAGAUAAGUAGGAAGCAUAUUCUUCAGUGUUUUAUAGAUUAUUAUGCUUUGAAAAUGAGGAAGUGGUAUCGUUAACCAACUCUGCAAUUUGUCUGUAAGAGAACUUGAUAAAAAUGCAGUCUUAAUCUAAACUUACUUAAAUAAGAAUGUCCAUACAUGGGUUGGGGAUUUAGCUCAGUGGUAGAGCACUUGCCUAGCAAGCGCAAGGCCCUGGGUUCAGUCUCCAGCUCCGAAAAAAAAAAAAAAAAGAAAAAAGAAAAAAAAAAAAGAAUGUUUAUACAUAUUUUAUAUAGAAAGGAAAUUGUAAUUUUAGUAAGUUUUCCGGAGGAUUUGUACACUGGUAGUUAAGAAAUUCUCUGCUGUGGUCUGUUCUAGCCUUGUUUGUUUGUUUGUUUGUUUGUUUGUUUGUUUGUUUUUUAAUCUCUUGAGAGACAGCGUGAAUAAAAAGUACAUUACUUAUCCCAUCAUUCACUGAGCAAAAAGAAACUACCAAAAUUACAAAGUUUCGUUUUGUUCCAUCUUGUUUUGAGACAGGAUUUCAGUAGGUAUCCCAGCCUGGCCUUGAACUCAUGUUCGUUUGUUUAGUUGUUUGUUUUUUUUACAUUGCUUUUUGAGUGCUGGAAUUAUGGGCAUAGUGGCCUGGCAUAAGUUGCCAUCACCAUCAUCAUCAUCAUCAUCUCACUAUUGUAUUUCUUUUAUAUCUAUGAGUAUUUUGUCUGCAUAUAAGUUAUGUGGGUGCCUGAUGGCCAUGGAGGCUAGGACUUGUGAUUCUCUAGAACUGGAGUUUCAGCAGUUGUGAGCAGCCACGUGGGUGUUGGGAAUUGAACCUGACUCCUCUCCCAAGAGCAGUUAGUCAGUGCUCCUAACCACUAAGCUAUCCAGUGCUCGUUCUAAUCGUUAGACAUUUGAAUGAAAACUUCAGGGCUGGAGAGAUGGCUCAGUGGUUAAGAGCUCUUGCUGCUCCUACAGGGAACUGGGUUGGCCCCUAGUACCUACAGCAGCUCGUAAUCAUCUUAUUUGAAACAGGGUCUUUAACUGAAUCUGGAGAUUGCCAUUUUGACUAGAGUGGCUGGUCAGUUAGCCCCAGAAUCUACCUGUUUAUACCUCCUAGCACUGGAGGGACAGAUGUGCAGUCAUGCCUGGCUUUUAUGUAGGUGCUAAUAACAGAAUUCAGAUCAUCAUGUUUGCUUGUGCAGUAAGCAGCGUGACCUGUUGAGCCGUUUUCCCAGACCUUGAGGCUGUCUCUUUUUACAUGACCUUUUUCCUGUUUUUUAAAGUUGUAGGGACAAAUAAUAACUAACAUAAGUUUGACUAUAUAGGCCUAAUCAUAAAAUAUGAUUUCAAAAAAUCAAACCUGUUCUAGGCUUUAAGAAAAGAUGGUUCUUACUAAUUGUUUUAAAACCUCCACAUGUUAAAGUUUUGGUUUGAAAUACCUUGUACCAUGCACAGACAGGUACACCAUAUAUGACUUAUUACUAAGGAGGGCUAUGAUCACAGCAUCUUUUUGGAUCCACUAGUGCUUAGUCACUUUUACAUUUAAAAAUUUAUUUAUUUUAUUAGCAGGUAUUUUUGAGUAAGUGUGAUAUUGGGAUAACUGAACUCUUGCAAGAUUAUUUAUAAAAGUACUUCUUUCGGUGGCACAGGGUGUGGUGACUCACAGCCACAGUCAGGGAACUGAAGCAGGAAGACCGCCAGCUUGAAGUCAGACUGGUCUGUACUGCCAGACCCUGUCUUUACAAAGAAGGAGCAGUUGACACAGUGACAGCACUCUGGCCUUUGUAUCUAGAUUCUGCUGGUUUGUUGAAACAAAACAUUUUUUUAGUGACCUUAAAAACUUCAAGUUGGAGUUUUAGAAAUGACUUCUCAGCAUGUGAAUUAAUUGUCAUGAACAGAAUGCUUGGUCACUAAUAAAGUUUUUCUUAUUUUGAGUUAGAGGGAUUUACUCAUUGAGGUUUGACUUUAUUCACAGUGUAUCUUUUCUACUUCUAGAUCAGUGGUUUUCUUAAACUUCCUAAUGCUGUGGCCCUUUAAUACAGUUCCUUAUGUUGUGGUAAUGCCCACCCAUAAGAAAUUACAGAAAAACCCUUUGAUAAACUUGAUAAACAUCAAUGACAUAUAAAUGUUUGAAGGAGAAAAUUAAAGAUUUGUUUAAAAUUAAUUUUUAUGGUCCUUUUAUUAAUUUAUUAUUAAUUAAUUUAUUUAUUUUAGGAUUUUGGCUCCUAAUAGUAAUUGCCAAGAUGUUGAGACUCUCUAUAACUUCCUAAUCAAGUAUGAGGUA